UGACAUAUCUUAUGGAACAGAACUUUGUAGAGCGCAAUAAUGGGAUAAGUAAAAGAAAAGCACGAUCCAACUUAGAAAUAUUCAGUUAGAUCCGUAGCAUUCGUGUAACUUGACGUCAGUGACAAUUCAAUGGCUUUGGACAAUUUUCUAUCCCGAAUGGGUUUGGAUACAAAACUUACUGACAGGUAUUCAGAAUUUACGGGGCCCAUGCAUGAUCAGCCCUUAUUUUACACAUAUGAUCCGUCUGCAUCACCGCACAGUCAUGGCAUCUCCACUAAACAUCAUCACUCGGGCGCUGGUCACAAAAGCAACGCAGCAAUGUCCGCCCUAACGUUACUCGCAUUUCUAUUCUUCCUGCACAUAUUGCAGCAGUGCUUGAAGGACCACAUGAUAAACAUGAGCACUCCGCAAGUUAUGAUAAUGACCGCAGGCAAAGAAGGCGAAGAUAAUAUCGCAAAAACGUCGCAUACCAGCAAAAUAGACAAAGCCGGUAAAUCGAACGACGAAAUCAAUUCUCAAACAGAAAUGUCAAAUUUGAAUAAAAGAAAAAUAACCGACGACAAAGACGCGUUCGAAAACCAAAACAUCAACAGAACACCGACGAAAUCUUUGAUGAAAAUAAAAACCGAAGAACAUCGACCACAAAACGGCGCGCAAAAGGAAAAAAUUUUCAAAAAUCACGGCGGUCGAAGUUCAAUUGCCGCUAAUUUUUACGAUGACACCGAUUACUAGAUUUUUUUCAAAAGUUCAACGAAAUCAAUUUUGUAUUUAAAUAAAAAUAACAAUGUAAAUAAUACCGUUUAUAUACCAAUUAUAUACAAACAUGAAUUUUUAAACACAUACAUCACAAUCUUCCUUCGUUUCACUGACAAAUCAGUAGUCUUACUAAAUAUAGA
Papilio machaon (common yellow swallowtail) is the source of this 896-nucleotide messenger RNA. RefSeq lists its product as uncharacterized. The record is from RefSeq and is a predicted model, not a curated record. Bases 130 to 732 code for a protein of 200 amino acids. The transcript has 3 exons. NCBI's taxonomy places the organism in Eukaryota, Metazoa, Arthropoda, Insecta, Lepidoptera, Papilionidae.